GAACAGACUUCCAUGCUCGGCAUUAGCAGACGAAAGCAACAAGCGUGGUGAUCAAUCGACGCUAAACUAUAGAAAACAGUAAAAGCCAGCGACGAUGGGGCUCCAAGCAAUGGAGCUAUAUGAGCAGCUAUGGAACGUCUCUUAUGAAUUUCUCAACAAAAAUUGCAACAUUGCUUGUGCUAUCACAGGCAUAAUGCAAAAACGUGCAGGAUAUUUGCACUCUCAAGUACUGAAGAACAGUAGGAACAAAGACUUCGCUGCUGAUUUUAAGAAAGCACACGAUGAGCUGCAGAACAUGUCGAAAUCGGUUCAGACCUUCGUAAACGAAUGGCAAGCGCUCUUUAUUGAAGAAACAUCAAUAUGUGCAGAAAACUCUUUACCACCUGAUGAUUUCGAAUUCAAUUACAUCAAGCCGACACUGCUGUAUAAAAAGAAUCACGUUGUGAAGUUGUUGAUCUCCGAUGUCUCCAAAACUCGGCAGGGUGUGUUUUGUGCAGUCGAUCAGUGCAAGUUCGAAAGCCUCAACUGUUUAAAGAAACUACAAACUGUUUCAAAAUCACCCCUGCAUGAGCUUCCUCCGGCUGGAGAAGUCUUUGCUAUUUUAUUGGAGGACACGUGGUUUCGAGCAGUUCGCAACAGCUCCUCUGGCGGAGAAGAAGAGAAGAAAAUUGAUGCAAUCUGCCUGCUAGAUACCGGUGAGGUCUACCCGUACCAAAACACGUUCAAAAUCGCCAAGCUCUCUGAAGAUUUCCAAAAUCAUCCGGCAUAUUUCAUCCAGUGUCGAAUGGAAGCCGGCUCGAGUGCCACAACCCUUCGGCAGUGGGAUAAAAUAUACUGCAAAGUGGUCGAUAUUGAAGAUGAUCUUCUGGUACUGGAAAACCUAGGAGAAGUAAAUGGGAAGCUGGUACAUAAUACUCAACAAAGUGACGAAAAAAUUUCCGCAUCCAACACUACCGAAGGACAAUCAACAGCAGACCAAUCGAAUAGUGAACAUUUGGAUGAAAAUAACUCUAGCCUUUCAGUUAAUGAUCCCAUUGACCAAUCAAAAGAGGAAACCUUCUCCGGAAACCAGUACGCUAUCACGCGGGAUACCUUAAGCAAGGAGCAAGUAGAGCAGUUCGAUGAAUUACCGGAAGGGACCACCAACGCUAUGAAAGCGGUGCUGGGAUACGACCCCAAAGACGAUUGGCAGAUCUGCAAGUAUUACGAUCCGAUCAAAAAACGAUGUUUCAAAGGCGCCAACUGCCGGCGGCGGCACAUUGAAAUGGACCCGGACGGCUGGACACGUGACCGGGAUACGGUAUCGGUGUCCGGGGUGCAGAAAAUGGAAGUUCCUGCGCAAGACUCAUACGUUACGCUCCUGCCAACAUCGGUUACCGAUUUAGACAUGUUCUUCUGCCACAUCGUCCCGCCAGAAGGUUACCAUUUGGAAUUCAACCAACUCGCGGACGAUUUGAACAACCCUCAGGUGGUGGCCAACUACAAACCUCUCAACCUAUUACCCACUAUUGGCGAGCUGGUGUUGGCGAAAUAUGAGAACUUAUGGUACCGUGCGCAGGUGAUAGAGCUGUUCGACAACAGUGUUACAGUGUUCUAUGUCGAUUAUGGAAAUGUGGAAACGGUGAGUUUGGACGAAAUCAAAGCGUGUGACGAACGGUUCAAGUUCCUACCGUUUCAAGCAAUUUUCUGCAGACUCGCAAAUGCCUGCCAUGUCGAUUCCUUCCAUACUCCCGCAAUCGAACAGUUCACGAUGUUCGUAUUGGAUAAGCCACUGAAGGCAUACGUUGUUGGAAAUGGCACUCCUUUGGAUGUGAAACUGUACGAUGAAGAUGGCUACGACGUGGGUGAAUUGAUGAUCAUGACAAACCUUGCCAUGUGUCGUACCCCUUCGAAGUUUGGCGACGAUAAGCCGAUUCCCGGAUAAUGACACAGGAGGCGAGAGCUUUUUUUUUCUUCCUUUAAUUUUUUUUAUUACUGAUGAAACCAUUUGUGACAUAAAUCACAAUGAUAUAAACAAUGAGCCGGAUUAAAUGAUAGCGUACUGUUCGUA
Messenger RNA from Anopheles coustani, 2050 nucleotides. RefSeq lists its product as uncharacterized. The transcript is spliced from 6 exons. The coding region runs from base 95 to 1924 and encodes 609 amino acids. Gene Ontology annotation, biological process: spermatogenesis. Lineage: Eukaryota; Metazoa; Arthropoda; Insecta; Diptera; Culicidae. Gene Ontology annotation, molecular function: metal ion binding. The record is from RefSeq and is a predicted model, not a curated record.